Symbiodinium sp. CCMP2456 is the source of this 1512-nucleotide messenger RNA. The record is from the annotation of a GenBank genome assembly. NCBI's taxonomy places the organism in Eukaryota, Dinophyceae, Suessiales, Symbiodiniaceae.
AUGGCUGCGAGCACGCAUGGAGAGUGCAUCUGCCUCCACAUUGGCCAGGCCGGUUGUCAGAUUGGUCAAGACACCUGGACACUUUUCUGCAAAGAACAUUGCGUGGGGGACGAUGGCAAGCGGGAUUUGGAAUCUCUCAAACACAGCUUUACCGAUGCAGACGACACCAACUACAACACCUUCUUCUCUGAGACGCAUGCAGGCCAGCAUGUGCCUCGGGCAGUGUUCGUUGACACCUGUCCAAGCACGAAAAACGAGAUACUGGCCGAAAGUCCUGAACUCUUUCACCCGGAGAAUGUCCUCGGGUAUAAUCAGGAUUGCAAGAGCAACUUCUUUGAGGGCCGGUUCAUGGCCAACCACAUGAAGGUGAAGGAAGACGUUAUUGACAGGGUUCGCUUACAGGUGGACUUGUGCUCGAACUUGCAGGGCUUCUUCGUGUUCCAUGCUUUUGGCGGAGGCACCGGGUCAGGAGUCGGCUGCGAAGUUCUACACGACUUGCAUGAUGCUUUCGACAAGAAGGUCAUCUUCCAGCCUACGAUUUACCCUUCGCGCCGGUUUUCUAGCAGCAUGGUGGAACCUUACAAUUGCAUCUUCGCAACAUAUUACAUGAAGGAUGUGGUCGAUGUGACCAUGAUGAUGGACAACGAGGCGGUCUAUAGAAUGGUCGAGACAAAACAGCAGGUCAAGAAUCCAGACUUCCAUCAUGUCAAUCACUUGAUCGCACAAACGAUCUCGGCAUGUACCACCUCGCUUCGCUUCGAAGCGCAGCUAAGUGCCAAAAUGGUGGAGAUAGUCACCAAUCUUGUCCCUGCAAGGAAUUUCCGAUAUCCGGUCUUGUCGCUUGCACCUGUUCGCAGCAAGUUUCAGGAGCGCCACGAGACGUUUUCACCACAAGAGAUUUGUGUCGAGCUGUUCGAGACCUCAAGUGUCCUGUGUGAUGUAACUCACUUAAAGACCAAUCGCUACCUGUCUGCCGUCAUUCUUCUCAGAGGAGUUGAAAGCCUGCGGCCAGACAAGAGUGAAAGCGACGCUUCUGGCUACCCGUCCACUGCGAGGACGGAGCCUUUGGAAGCCAACAAAUGCAUAGCGGCCGUCCAGACCAUGAAAGAUGGAACCCAUCGAUCUCCCGUCAAGUUUGCACCCUGGGUGUCAGCAGGCUUCAAAGUAGGCCUCGUAGGGGUGCCCCCUGCCAAAGAUCCACAUGAUGAGGUGAUGGCUGAAAUUAGCCGUUUGGGUGCCAUGCUCGCCAACAGCACAGUUGUUCGGCAGGUCUUCGUGCGUCAGUACACGAAGUUUCUGAAGCUUUUUUAUCAUAGAGCCUAUGUCUGGCAAUUCAUUGAUGCAAAUGGAGAAAUCGAUGCGUUCUAUGAAGCGCGUGAGGGCGUGAAAGACAUCAUUUGCAACUAUGAGGAGCUUCUGCGCGAGUGUGCGAAAACGGAGAACGAGAGGAUGGAGGGCGGCGGGGGCAUCUUUGUGGAGGGUGGGACCAACCUUGUUCCAGCUGGUCAGUAA